CCAACAUCGACCCCGACGCCCAAGCCUUCGUCGGCCCCGCCUGCAUCGGCCUCAACCCGUAAACCCGCUCUCCGACCAGGAAUCUCCCAGAAUCCUCCAGCAACGGCGCCUUCCCGCACCCUCAAGCCCAGCCGAUCCUCCUCGUCGCUGCUCGCGGCUGCAUCGCAUGGCCCUCCAUCCGCUUCUACGCGCAAGGAUGCCGUUGGUUUGAGUCUGGCCGCUCAGCAUCCUUCUGGCCGCGCUGCCGAAUCCAACGACGCGCGUUCAGUCGUUCCUCUCGAUGCGUCCCUUCGACAGCCCUCCUCAGUUCAUGAAGGCUCCAGCUCGGAAGCGGGUGCCUCGGCGAGUCUCAAGUCGUCGGCAUCUGCUCCUCAUCCACUCCAGAGCCAGUCGCCCGGUGCUUCCCCGGCUCAAGUGCGACCAGCCUUCCAGGCUCCCAAAGCUGGCAAGCCCUAUCUCCCUACCCAACGGCGCUCUGUCAGUAUGAGCCAUACAAACUCGUCCGCGCUGUCGUCCUCCGGCCUGAGCUACUCCCUGGACGCCGCUCUGUUCCAAAAAUCGCCAGCCCUGUCAUCGUCGGUCUCGGUCGCAUCUGCAUCGUCGGCUACAUCAUCCGCUGCACCUACUUCCCUGACCGGCCGGCCAAUUUCUCACGACUCGCUCAGAGCAAAGUAUGAAAGCAUUCUCAACAGCCGCAACUCGACCGAUCGGGAGCUGCGCGAGUCUCUCAAGAAGCUGAGGAUGCUGGUCGUCAUGAACGGCAUGCCCGACAACUCGGAUGAUCCCACUCCCCAGCAUGGCUGCUCGCUCAAGGGCCGUGUCUGGAAAUGUCUCCUCGGGGUGUACUCUCUCUCGGCCAAGGACUACUCGCGCCUCAUCGACAAGGGCCCCUGUGACGUCUACGACAAGAUCAAGAACGACACCUUUCGAACCAUGGCAACGGACCGAAAGUUCACCAAGCGGGUGCAGGAAAACAUGCUCUCUCGAGCGCUCAACGCCUUUGUUUGGAAGGUCAAAGAGCUUCCCACCCACCGUCUCCUCAACCUCAAGUUUUCAUAUGUCCAGGGCAUGAACGUACUCAUGGCUCCAUUUCUCUACUGUAUGCCCGAGCUUGAUGCCUUCCACGCCUACGCCCAGUUUAUCCAGCAUGUGUGUCCAUUGUAUGUGCAACCGGCGAUGGAAGGGGUUCACUGCGGUGUCAAGCUCCUGGAGCAAUGCCUCAAAAUCCUGGAUCCCGAGCUCUACAGCCAUUUGAAGCGCAAGAAGGUCGAAGCGACGGUGUACGCCUUUCCAUCGGUGCUCACGUUAUGUGCAUGCACUCCGCCGCUGAGCGAGCUGCUCAAGCUCUGGGAUUUUCUUCUGGCCUACGGGGUUCAUUUGAAUAUCCUUUGCAUUGUCGCCCAGCUUAUGAUGAUGCGGACCAAGCUCCUGAGUCGACCGAGUCCCGGAUCGCUCCUUCGGACGCUUCCACCCCUCAACGCCAAGGAGAUCAGUGCCAUCACGAUCGCGCUUGUCCCGCAGCUGCCCGACGACCUGUACGACUGGCUGGCUCGACACCCAUACGAUGCCACCAUAUAUGAGCAGAUGAUUCCAGAGCUGGAGGAAGAGGAGAAAGAGCUGGGCUGGUGAGCCGGAGAUCCGAAUCUGCAUUCGAGGCCAGGCCAGAUUGCGGCGACCAUUUCUGCGCGGCAGAGCUGCA
Molecule: messenger RNA, 1699 nt
Organism: Polychytrium aggregatum
Lineage: Eukaryota; Fungi; Chytridiomycota; Chytridiomycetes; Polychytriales
Product: bub2 protein
Exons: 6
Coding region: 484-1629 (381 amino acids)
Biological process (GO): activation of GTPase activity
Molecular function (GO): GTPase activator activity
Source: RefSeq, a predicted model, not a curated record